ACAAAAUUCCCUAGUUGCCAUCCGUCAAACGUCAAAUGUCAGUGUCAACCUGUCAACAAUUAGGUUAUUUUUGAUAAAGUCUUUGUCAGUCUUUGUGGUUUCACCCUUCGAAUAAAAAGUGAAUGUCCUGUUGAGUACCGUGGAAAUGGAGAACAUGCAGGGGAACUCUCCAGAGUGCAUCACAGCAUGUGGCACGGACGAGGAACGAUGUUCUUUAACCCACCAGCCCUCCUGCCAUAGCUCCAAAUCGCUCCUCACCGAAGAGAAAAUGCGUCGCAAGCUUCAGUUUUUCUUCAUGAACCCCAUCGAGAAGUGGCAAGCGAAGAAACGCUUCCCGUACAAAUUCACAGUGCAGCUUAUUAAGAUAAUUCUAGUGACAAUGCAACUGUGUUUGUUUGCCUAUAACCGAUACAAUCAUGUCAAUUAUACGUGGGACAAUAGGAUUUCAUUUUCUCACUUGUUUCUGAGGGGCUGGGACGCCACAAGAGAAGUGAGUGCUUAUCCUCCAGCCACUGGACCUUUGGCCAUCUACAAAGCGGACGAUUUUUAUGCCACUAUCGACUACGCUUAUUCGGGGUAUGCGAAUUUGAGCCAAGCCGUGGGCUCGUAUUCCUAUGCAAACGAAGACAAUACGAUGACUGAUAUGGAAUUGUGUUUAUCGCAGUAUAAAAAAGGAAUCAUUUUUGGUUUCAACGAAUCUUAUGUUUUUGACGCUGAAAUUGUAGAAACUUGUCUUAAUAUAACGCACAGCCCGUCUGAUCAUCUCCUCGACUCUAAACAGUAUUUAAGUAACUUAAAUAUUAAUUUUUCAGCAUUGGUUAAAGCUGUUUUGAAGUUUUCACUUAAGACUGUUAAUUUUAAAACCGCCGGUCGGAUUUCGCCCCCGAAUUGUUACCGAUUUGACAUAGAUAUUAAUUUCGACAAUGAGGAUCAUGAUGGUCAAAUGUUACUUUGGUUGGACGCACAACCAGUGCGUCUUAUGUGCAAAGGCGAUGUUGAGUAUGUCACUGAUGAUGAAAUUGACUCGUUUUUGCAAAGUGUUCUAAAUUAUUUAGUUAUAACGAUUUGUAUUUUGUCUUUUGUGUUGUGUACUAGGGCUGUUUUAAGGGCCCAAAAAUUGAAAAAAAUGACCAACACGUUUUUUGUUAAUCAAUUCGGACGCCCUCUUAGCAAAGAGGAUAGAAACAAGUUCUUGAAUCUGUGGUAUGUCAUGAUAAUAAUUAACGAUAUUUUAAUAAUCAUCGGGUCGUCAAUUAAAGAACAGAUCGAGCGCAAGGACUUCACCAGUGACCAGUGGAACGUUUGUAGCUUGUUUUUGGGACUUGGUAAUAUGCUGGUAUGGUUUGGGGUCUUACGUUACUUGACAUUCUUUAAAACAUACAACGUUGUUAUUUUGACGCUGGAAAAAGCAGCUCCUCAAGUCGCCAGAUUCCUCCUUUGUGCUUUACUUAUUUAUGCGGGUUUCACCUUCUCAGGAUGGCUUAUUUUAGGACCGUACCAUUUGAAAUUCAGGUCGUUAUCCACGACUUCAGAGUGUCUAUUCUCUCUGAUUAACGGUGACGAUAUGUUUGCCACUUUUUCCAUAAUGUCGAGUAAAUCCACCAUGUUGUGGUGGUUCAGCAAGAUUUAUUUAUACUCAUUUAUUAGUUUGUAUAUUUAUAUCAUUUUAAGUUUGUUUAUUUCUGUUAUCAUGGACGCUUAUGAUACGAUCAAAGUUUAUUAUAUUGAGGGAUUCCCCAAAAGUGAUUUACAAAUUUUCAUUGGUGACACCAACAUCGAAGAUGUAUCAAGUGGUAUUUUUAGAACCGCGUCGAAUGACAGUUUGGGAGGUCUUAUGAAAGAUUUAUGUUGUUGUACCUGUAGUAAAUUGCACAAGUCAUACUCGAGCUUGUCACGUGGUAGCUUGGCUACUGACGGAUCAAGACGAGGUUCCAAUGCCGUUUAAGAAUAAAACUACAGUUUUGUAAAUAUUUUAUUGUAUAUAGAAUAGAGUAUAUGUUUUGUACAGAAAACAUUUAUAUAAAUAUAUUGACUAGAUCAAAUUAUGUUCGAGAUAAACUUUACAUGUAUCUCUGUCUCAAUACAACAAUUUAUUUAUGUAUGA
This is a messenger RNA of Tribolium madens (black flour beetle), 2104 nucleotides long. RefSeq names its product mucolipin-3-like. The record is from RefSeq and is a predicted model, not a curated record. Gene Ontology annotation, cellular component: lysosomal membrane; plasma membrane. The coding region runs from base 146 to 1945 and encodes 599 amino acids. Lineage: Eukaryota; Metazoa; Arthropoda; Insecta; Coleoptera; Tenebrionidae. The transcript has a single exon. Gene Ontology annotation, molecular function: NAADP-sensitive calcium-release channel activity.